Messenger RNA from Homalodisca vitripennis (glassy-winged sharpshooter), 1829 nucleotides. Its product is annotated as sodium/hydrogen exchanger 9B1-like. The record is from RefSeq and is a predicted model, not a curated record. Lineage: Eukaryota; Metazoa; Arthropoda; Insecta; Hemiptera; Cicadellidae. The transcript has 12 exons. Bases 202 to 1779 code for a protein of 525 amino acids.
AUAUCUUUUAAACCAUUUUAGUGAAUAAGGUUAUAAAAUAAGUUGUGUGUGAGAAUAUUUCAAAACUUAUUUCUUUCCUAUAUUUAUGUUUGGAAAGUAUAAUGAACUGAGAAGCAUCAGUAAACAUAUGCAUGGUCAAAAAUAUUCAAAAUUUACUAUAGAUCAGAAAAUUGAUGCUGUGAACAAAGUGUGUUAGUUACCAUGGCAUCCCUUGCUUCACUCCCGCUACCAGGCCCGAGAAAUUACGCUCAGUCGAGACGUCGUAACUUUGUCAUACGUCACUCGACUUACGUUGUCAGAGCUUUAACGGAGCUCAGUUGCUGGCAAAGGUUUGCCACCAUUGUCCGCCUACCAAUAAGAGACUUGUCUGAGAAACCCAUUGUGCAAGCGUUCUCUUGGUUGUUACUGUUAUUUCUGUUGUGGAUGAUGCUGUAUUCUUCUGAGGGAGAUAACGCCACCCCGUCUGGUGACCUCUUCCGACUCACGGCACUGAUCAUUAUUGCUCUAGUGAUGGGAUUGGCUACUGACUACUUCCUUAGAGUGCCAGGUCUGCUUGGCAUGCUAGUAACUGGAGUGGUCUUCAGAAACUUUGGCUUCUACUACCCGGCUAAGGGCAGAUACAAAGACGUCACUAUCACACUUAAGCAGAUAGCUACAACAGUCAGCAUGAUACGAGCUGGCAUGAGACUGGUGCCGGAUGCCAUUUAUGCUGCUCUGCACUGCCAUCAUGGUCUGCGGUUAGCCGGUCUUGCAAUAGUACCGUCACUCAUCGAGGCACUGGUAGUAGCCGUUACAUCCUAUUUCACUCUGGGGUACCCGACCAUAUGGGCACUCUGUCUUGGAUUUCUGAUGUGCCCUAACUCUCCCUCUGUGAUCACUCCACCUAUGGAGGGACUGAUGAUGGCCGGCUAUGGGGAGGACAAGAACAUUGGUGUACUGGUGUGUGGAGCAGCCGGGCUAGAUGUGGCAUUCUCCGUCUCUGUAUUUGACAUCUGCAUAUCCCUUCUCUUCCAAAAAAAGGACUUAGACACAUCACAGAUGUUUCAGAAAGGAGCAUAUGACAUCCUCAUUGACCUUGGUGGUGGAUUUGUGUUCGGACUCAUCGCUGGACUAAUGCCCAUCAAAGACGAUGUAUUGGCUGUGUGGAAAAGAAUGUUUGCAGUAAUAGCCAGUGGUAUGAUUGCCAUAGCAUCAGGACCUAAGGUGGGCCUUCCAGGAACAGGACCUCUCUCUUGUAUUGUCUCUAGCUUUGUUGCAGCUAUGUUGUGGAAAAUGCAAGUCCCUCUUCAAUCCAAGAUGAGGGUGGUUGACAUCAUCCAAACUUCCUGGGUUGUGCUGUGUCCAAUGGUGUUUGCUUUCACGGGCUCAGAUGUUGACAUCUCUAUGCUGGACUUGAAGACUAUUCAGUGGAUGGUUGCCAUAGUUCUACUUUCUAUUUGUGUAAGACUCCUUGGUUGUUGUCUGGUCUUGUGUAGUGGUGAAUUAAACUGGAAGGAAAUACUCUUCAUUGGCCUUAUCUUCCAAGGAAAAGCUACAAAUCAGGCUGCUCUAGCUCCACAGAUCUUGUACAAUGCCUGGUUCUCAGAAGACCCCAUGAACAUUAACCUAGCCGUGGAAAGCGUGACGUUGGCAGUUUUAGCAAUUAUGAUUUGCACUCCACUUGCCCACCUGGGAGCUAAGCUGGGUGGACCUUGUCUUCUAACCAAGAUCUCUGUCGUCCGGGAUACUCGAGUUAUUUCCGUCCCCUUUCGUUUGACAUCCCGUUUAUCGCCCACCUAAUCUACACAACUCAUGACCACUGGUAUUGUUAUUAAAUAUUAUAUUUCAUA